Molecule: messenger RNA, 4182 nt
Organism: Manihot esculenta (cassava)
Lineage: Eukaryota; Viridiplantae; Streptophyta; Magnoliopsida; Malpighiales; Euphorbiaceae
Exons: 5
Coding region: 1-4182 (1393 amino acids)
Biological process (GO): DNA integration
Molecular function (GO): nucleic acid binding
Source: RefSeq, a predicted model, not a curated record
AUGACAGAAGGAGAUUUGCCCAGAUCACCGGAUGAUUUGCCCAAAUCAACAGGAAAUCUGCCCCAAUCAACCAGUAGACAGCAGGCUGAGACAAAGACAGAAAGUGCACCAGAUCUGAAGCCUCUGCCAGAUCAUCUCAAAUAUGCCUACUUGGGGGCUGGAAAUACACUCCCAAUAAUCAUUUCCAACCAGCUCAGCCAAGAAGAAGAGGAAAAGCUCCUUGAUUUGUUGAAAAAGCACAAGAAGGCAAUUGGGUGGACCUUGGAGGACAUCAAAGGCAUAUCACCCUCAACAUGCAUGCAUCGAAUACAUAUGGAGGAUGAGUGCAAACCUGUUCGUGAGGCACAGAGGAGGCUGAAUCCACCCAUGAUGGACGUUGUGAAGAAAGAAAUAGUAAAGCUCUUAGACAUUGGGGUCAUCUACCCAAUUUCUGACAGUAAAUGGGUGAGUCCCAUCCAUGUGGUGCCAAAGAAGACUGGGAUUACCAUUGUCCCUAAUUCUGAAGGAGAGCUAGUACCCACUCGAGUACAAAAUGGGUGGAGAGUUUGCAUGGAUUAUAGGAAACUCAACACAGCCACAAGGAAGGAUCACUUUCCCUUGCCCUUCAUGGACCAAAUGCUUGAGAGACUUGCUGGAAAGAGCCAUUACUGCCUCCUUGAUGGAUAUUCAGGCUUCUAUCAAAUCCCUGUUGCACCUGAAGAUCAAGAGAAGACCACCUUCACAUGCCCAUUUGGCACCUUCGCAUUUAGGAGGAUGCCCUUUGGCCUUUGCAAUGCACCAGCCACUUUCCAAAGGUGCAUGAUGAGCAUCUUUUCUGACUAUGUGGAGAAGAUUAUUGAAGUCUUUAUGGAUGAUUUCACGGUGCAUGGCAACUCAUUCCAUGAAUGCCUAGCCAACUUGGAGAAAAUACUUCAAAGGUGGAUUGAGGUGGACAAAGCUAAAAUUGACACCAUCAAAAAUCUGCCCUACCCAACCAGCAUUAGGGAAAUUAGAUCAUUCCUUGGACAUGCUGGUUUUUACAGGAGGUUUAUCAAGGAUUUCUCCAAGAUAACUCAGCCCUUGUGCAGGUUGUUACAGCAAGAUGUGCCAUUCGAGUUUGAUGACAACUGCAAAACAGCUUUUGAUUUGGUCAAAUCACUACUGAUUUCUGCCCCAGUCAUCCAGCCACUUGAUUGGACUCUCCCAUUUGAGAUCAUGUGCGACGCCAGCAACUUUGCUGUAGGAGCGGUGUUGGGACAGCGUAUAGGUAACUCUCCUCAUGUCAUUCACUAUGCCUCACGUACCUUAGAUGCUGCACAAUGCAACUAUUCUACCACAGAAAAAGAGUUGCUGGCUGUUGUGUUUGCAUUGGAGAAGUUUUGGUCCUAUCUACUUGGGACAAAGGUGAUUAUUCCGGGUAUUACAAUUAUCUACUCAGAUCAUGCGGCACUAAGGUAUUUAAUCAAGAAAAAAGAGUCCAAACCUAGGCUGGUGCGAUGGAUAUUGCUGUUGCAAGAGUUUGACUUAGAGAUCCGAGACAAGAAGGGAAAGGAGAACCUUGUAGCUGAUCACCUCAGCAGAAUUCUGACCAAGAUGGAGACCUACCCCAUCAAUGAAAAAUUCCCUGAUGAGCACCUCUUUGCUGUCCAAGAAGAGGAACCAUGGUACGCUGAUAUUGUGAAUUUCCUUGUCACAGGAAAUGUACCUACUGAUUUGCCCAAGUACAAGAGAGACAAGAUCAAGAAAGAUGCAAGGUAUUAUGUGUGGGAUGAGCCCUACCUAUGGAAGCAUUGUGCAGACCAAGUCAUAAGGAGAUGCAUCCCAAAUCAUGAGAUAUGUGCAAGAUGCCAACAAACGGGAAAUAUUGGCAACCGAAGUGAAAUGCCACAAGCACCCAUCAUGGUGUGUGAAAUCUUUGACAUAUGGGGCAUUGACUUCAUGGGGCCAUUCCCACCUUCCUUUGGUAACACCUACAUACUUCUUGCUGUGGACUAUGUGUCCAAAUGGAUUGAGGCCAAGGCAACAAGGGCUGAUGAUGCAAAAACAGUGGUCGACUUUGUGAAAUCCCAUAUUUUCUCAAGAUUUGGUAUGCCCAAGGCCAUUAUCAGUGAUCGAGGCACCCAUUUUUGCAACAAGGUAGUAGAAACUCUCCUCAAGAAGCACCAUGUCAUCCAUAGAACCUCUACUGCCUAUCAUCCUCAAACAAAUGGGCUUGCCGAAGUGUCAAAUAGGGAGAUCAAGUCAAUUUUGGAGAAAAUAGUCUGCCCAAGUCGCAAGGACUGGAGUGUGCGCCUUAAUGAUGCUCUAUGGGCAUAUAGAACAGCCUAUAAAACCCCAAUUGGGAUGUCUCCAUAUAGGCUGAUUUAUGGGAAAGCUUGCCAUCUACCUGUGGAGCUUGAACACAAAGCCUAUUGGGCUGUAAAGAGCUGUAAUCUUGAUGAAAAAGAAGCUGGAGUCCACAGAAAAUUGCAAAUUCAAGAGCUCGAGGAGAUUCGACGUGAUGCAUACGAAGCUUCAUGGGAUUACAAAGCAAAGACUAAAGCCUUCCAUGACAAGAAUAUCUCCAGAAAAAACUUCCAGGUGGGUGAUAAGGUCUUGCUCUUUGAUUCCAGAUCCUACCCACCGGCGACAUCAAGAAGCACCAUGGCCCAUAGUAAGAUGAUGACCACCGGCGGCCCCGGAAUAUGGAGGCAACGCAGAAUGACUGGGCCCGUCCGCCUUCCCACUGACAGCGACGAGGAAGCAAUGGACAGCCCUCCAUCAGUACCCAACAACGACGGCGUCGACACUGGAGUGACAGUCGAAGCAAGAAACUCAGAAAGCCCAGUGGCGCAGACCUACCGCCGCUGGACUAGGUCGUCAUUGAAGGCACCACCGCCUCCUUCCCCACCAGUCGUGACGGACAUUCAAGAAGGCGAAACACCUCAAGAGACCACGCCUUCCACCACCAGUGGUCAGAAAAGACCCAGGACACCGUCACCACCACCGCCCGACACCGAGCAACAUUCAGACACCCCCAUUAGUACACCUCCCGCAAGCAAGGAAGGGGGCGAAUUACCCAGUGAUUUGCCCAAACCGUCACGCCUUGAUCACAUCAGCCAAGCGCUCACAUUCAACAAAGCCUCAGAAAGGGCCAGGCUUGCCAGAAUCUCGUCCCUACCACACCAUCCAGGUAAAUGCCUCCAUCAUAACACUCUUGCCACCCUGAGACUCCAUACCCAGGUACGCUCUUUAAUUACUGCCAUUGGUUGGAACAGGUUCUUCUACCUUCACCUCCCUUCUUUCACUGAACUCACACAAGAGUUCUACACUACAUUUUACUUUGAUAAGCAUGCAAUGCACAAUCUGUACACACAUGAUGUAAUUGGAUUCAGACUUUUGGGACAGCGAUUUCGCUUGUCCAUGCAUGAGUUUGGCGUUGCCAUGGGCUCUGAAUGCCUUGGAUCCACCUGGGAUUUUCCUACUGACUUCAAUCCCAGCAAUGCCUAUCUGGAGUUAUGUGAUAAUCCUCCAGAUUCUUACUUGCCCACCAGGUCCAAAGACCUGUACCUGAGGAACCCCAGCCUCAAAUACCUGCACAGAUUAUUGGCCUAUACCUUUUCUGGGAGAAAGGAUGCACCUAACAUCCUAACCAAAACAGAACUUUACAUUCUGUGGUGUAUGCACACACAACAGAAAAUUCACUUAGGAUAUUGGGUAGCAACACAAAUCUCAAGCAUCAUACAAUACAAUAGGCCACUGAUCUUUGGGCAUCUGAUCACUGCCAUAGCAGUGAAUCAGAAGCUGUUACACCCUGCCCAUACUGACCUCACCCCCACUGGUAAGCAAACUCCCCUGGACCUUCGAUCAUUGGAUGAUAUGGGGUUGCUACGCCAAGUGGGGGGCAUUUUUUCUCUUUCCCCUGCAGGACCCCUCACACCACGCCAUGAGCGUGUGUUCAGAAAAAGGAAAGCCAGUCAACCAUCCAUUUCUCAGCAUCCUUCACCUCAAGAAGCAACAGCAGAAGUGAGAGUCAAUGAACCAGCACAAGAAGCACUUCCAGAAGCACCACAGCAGGAACAGAAUCAAGUCCAUGAAGACGUAGCCCCUAACCAGUCAGUACAGGCUCGUCUCGACAGAAUUGAGACCAGAAUGCACAAUAUGGAGCACUUGCUUCAAAUACUGGUGAAUCACUUCCUGCCCACAGAACAACAAAGACAGUGA